AUGGCUUCAAGCCGUAUUCUCAAGCUGGCCUCGAAGGUCACAGGAAUCGAACCCGAUAAACGACUUCCCCGCAUAACGAACAACCUAGAGAAGGACGCGAGAAGAGAGUUGGCCCCGGCGGACAUAUACAUCGAGAAGGAGCCCACAGUAGGAGAUGUUCUGCGAGAAUUGAAGCCGACGAAGGCGGGAGUGAUUCAGUACUUCCGCGAGCUGUUCCCUUGUGCGGGGUGGGUUCCUCGAUAUAACCUACGAUGGCUAAUAGGAGAUAUCAUUGCUGGCAUAACUGUGGGCUUCGUCGUCGUCCCUCAGGCCAUGGCCUACGCUCUACUCGCUCGAUUAACACCCGAGUUUGGUCUUUAUACGUCUUUCUCUGGCGCAGCCUUGUACUGGCUAUUUGGGACCUCGAGGGAUAUUGUCAUCGGCGAGGAAAGACCCGGAGAGUACUCAGCCGAAGACAUUGCGAAAACCGUAUCCAUGGUCUCCGGCUUCAUCCUGCUCGCCAUCGGCUUCCUCCGCCUCGGAUGGGUCAUCGAAUUCAUCCCCUACAUCCCCAUCUCCGCCUUCGUCACAGCCGCCAGCAUCACCAUCAUGUUAACCCAGCUGCCCGUUUGCCUGGGAAUCCCCGGCAUCAACACGCGAGAGUCCCCUUACCUCGUCCUCGGAAAUACUCUCAAAGCCCUCCCCAAGGCUAAACUCGACUCCGCCAUCGGCGUGUCCUGUCUCGUCUUGCUCUUUAUUGUGCGGGACUUUUUCGCUCAUAUGGCGAAGAGGCAGCCGUCUAGGAAGAGGCUGUGGGAGGCUGCGUCGUCUUUGAGACAGGUUGCUGCCAUGAUUCUUUACACGAUUAUUAGUUUCCUUGUGAACCGGAAUCAUCGUGACAAUCCCAAGUUCCGGUUGGUCAAUAAGAUUGAAGUCGGCUUCAGUCACGCUGGCCCCCCGAAGCUGUCCGGUGACCUAGUGAAGCUCAUCCUUCCUGAGCUUCCAGCCAUCAUCAUCAUUCUCAUCAUCGAGCACAUUGCCAUCGCCAAGUCGUUCGGCCGCAUGUUCAACUACACCGUCAUCGCCUCCCAAGAAAUCUUAGCCCAGGGCGCCUCCAACGUCGUCGGUCCCUUCGUCGGUGGAUAUUCCUGCACCGGUUCCUUCGGUGCAUCCGCCGUGCUAUCCAAGGCCGGCGUCCGGACUCCCGCGGCGGGCCUCUUCAGCGCCGGUCUUCUCGUCUUGGCACUGUACGUUCUCACGGGCGUCUUCUUCUACAUUCCCAUGGCGGCUCUUGCUGCUCUCAUCAUUCACGCCGUCAGCAACCUCGUGGCCACCCCCGCGACAAUCUACGGAUACUGGCGAAUGAAUCCGAUUGAUCUCUUCAUUUGGGUCAUCGGUGUUGUGGUUGCCUUUUUCUCGUCCCUUGAGAUUUCGAUGUAUGUGACGAUUUCGAUUUCGGCCGUUGUCUUGCUUCUGGGGAUUGCGAGAAGCAACGGCAAGUUUAUGGGAAGCGUCAAGGUUUAUGAUGUCACGCAGACGCGGGAUGAAGAGGAGAAGACUAAGAGCGACCCCGACGUUAAGCCUACGCCAUCGGGACCCCGUGUUGCUGCUGAGCAGGAUGACAAUCCGCGAUAUAUCUUUGCGCCACUCGAUAGGAAGGACGGAUCGAACCCGAAUGUCGAGGUCAAGGCCCCGUAUCCCGGCGUUAUUAUUUACAGGUUCCCCGAGGGAUUCAACUACACCAAUCAUGGGAACCACAUCGAUAAUCUCAAGAGUUACAUCGAAAAGCACACCAGGAGGACCACCAAAGAGAAGCUGGAUCACCCUUCGGACCGACUAUGGUGCGAACCAAACACAGACCCCGAAUCCGACAACCCUCGCCCCUGCCUCCGCGCCAUCGUCCUCGACUUCUCCGCCGUCAACCGCCUCGACGUAACCACCAUCCAAGGCCUCCGCCACCUCCGCCAAUCCCUCGACAAAUACGCCGCCCCCGAAACCGUCGAAUGGCACUUCUCCAACGUCUACAACCGCUGGACGCGGAAAGCCCUCGCCAUCUCCGGAUUCGGAUACCCCGCCGACGCUGGCGACGAGAACCCGGCCGCGGACUUCCGGACUGUGUAUACCCUCGGGGGAUUGGGUCGCGAAGAGGGCGCGUGCGUGAAUUAUCUGAGGCCAUCGAGCAGUGGAGCGGUUACGACUGUUGAGGAUGAGGACAGGAUUGAGAUUGAGGAGGUGGAGGUGGAGGCGCAGGAGAAGAGGGUGGGCGGGGUGAAGUAUUCGGCGUUGGGGACGGUGUAUGCGGUUGAUCGGCCGUACUUUCAUGCGGAUCUUACGGCGGCUGUGGAGGCCGCUGUGAGGAAUGCUAGGGAGAGGGAUGGGUGGUGUUCCGGGGCUUCCAUGACGUCUCGGGAGACUCGUCUACCAUGA
Scedosporium apiospermum is the source of this 2406-nucleotide messenger RNA. RefSeq lists its product as uncharacterized. NCBI's taxonomy places the organism in Eukaryota, Fungi, Ascomycota, Sordariomycetes, Microascales, Microascaceae. Gene Ontology annotation, biological process: transmembrane transport. Gene Ontology annotation, molecular function: secondary active sulfate transmembrane transporter activity. The transcript has 5 exons. The coding region runs from base 1 to 2406 and encodes 801 amino acids. Gene Ontology annotation, cellular component: membrane. The record is from RefSeq and is a predicted model, not a curated record.